AUGACGCCUUGGAUGCUUGGAGACAAAUUUGACACUGUCUACCCACACAAGGGCUCGAUCAAGGCUCUGUGGGAGACCAAGUGGAAGUUUUGUUGCUCGAAAUCAAUCUAUCCAUUCCACGAUGGCUCCAUUGAGGACUUUGAGCCAAUCUUCGAGAAACUCAUUGCUGAAAACAUCAACGACGCCUUCUCAGACGCCUACACAAACGCCUUCCUUCUCAUCGCCUCUGCCCUCGAAGAACAAGCCACCGAAGCCCUAAACUACGGCCACCCCGACCGUGCCUCAGACCUCUACCGCCGCGCCGCUGUAGUCCUCCGCAUCUCCCGCUUCCCCUACGUCAGCCACACAAGCCGCCCAGAAACAUCCCUGAAACGGCUCGCCUUCGAUCGCCAAAAGAAAGUCUACCUCGCCGCAGCAUCCCUCUGGAAACCACCCCUCAAGGAAGAAAUCAUCCCCCACAAACAUGCAUCCGGCGCAGACGGAUCCUCUAUCCCAUUGUACAUCCGUCUGCCGGAGGAAGCCUCGUCGUCGAACCGCGUCCCCGUCGUACUUAUCAUGACCGGGCUGGACGGGUAUAGACCCGAUAACAGCCAGCGGACGCAUGAGAUUCUGGCUCGGGGCUGGGCGACUGUUAUCGUUGAGAUUCCUGGUACGGCGGAUUGUCCGGCUGAGGCUGCGGAUCCAGAGUCGCCGGAUCGUUUGUGGGAUAGUGUGCUUGAGUACAUGGCGACGAUGCCGGAGCUGGACAUGAGUCGUGUGGCGGUUUGGGGCUUGAGUGCUGGUGGCUUUUAUGCUAUUCGGGCGGCUUGUACGCAUCGCCAGAUGUUGGUGGGUUGUGUGGCUCAUGGGCCGGGGUCGCAUCAUUUCUUGGGGAAGGAGUGGUUGAGUAAAGUUAAUGAUCAUGAGUAUCCGUUUACUAUCACCGACUGCUGGGCUGAGAAGUAUGGCUACUCCACCACGAAGGAGUUUGAGGAGAAUGCUCAGAAGAAGUUCUCUCUCAUCGAGACGGGUGUCAUGGACCAGCCUAACUGUCGACUCCUGUUGCUGAAUGGCGUUGAUGACGGCGUUGUGCCCAUUGAGGACUCGCUGAUCCUGUUCAACCACGGUGGUCCAAAGGAAGGACGAUUCUUCGAGGGUAUGGUGCACAUGGGAUACCCCCAUAGUCUGCCAGUCGCAUACAAGUGGCUGGAGGAUGUGCUAUCGCCUAACCGGACGGAGGUGAAGAAUUAG
Molecule: messenger RNA, 1230 nt
Organism: Penicillium subrubescens
Lineage: Eukaryota; Fungi; Ascomycota; Eurotiomycetes; Eurotiales; Aspergillaceae
Gene: ayg1
Product: heptaketide hydrolyase ayg1
Exons: 5
Coding region: 1-1230 (409 amino acids)
Source: RefSeq, a predicted model, not a curated record